This is a messenger RNA of Manduca sexta (tobacco hornworm), 2199 nucleotides long. RefSeq names its product microtubule-associated protein Jupiter (gene Jupiter). The transcript has 6 exons. The coding region runs from base 156 to 851 and encodes 231 amino acids. NCBI's taxonomy places the organism in Eukaryota, Metazoa, Arthropoda, Insecta, Lepidoptera, Sphingidae. The record is from RefSeq and is a predicted model, not a curated record.
UGAACUGGCGGUUAUACUAUAAUUUUUAAAAACUAAAUUUUGACAAAGGUCAGUUUGACGUCCAGUGAAUUCCUGUGUAUUGGUUUGAAUUUAGCUUUGCGCUGAAUGCGCUCAAAAUUUUCAGUAAAUUCGUUAUAUUAUUCGUGUUUUGUGAAAUGUCGUCCACGUUGAUUUUUGUUGGUUUGCCGGAGGACUCGAAAAGCUCUAUUACCAAGCUCCUGUCGGUAGCUGCGUCCCGGAGUGUUGCCGAAUUUAGCUAUGGAGAACAUUUGCCAGAGACUCCAUCGGAAGAUAAUGGAGUGCCGAACGCGCCCAAGAGCUGCAUCGGCGAGAUCUUCAACGCCGACACGACGGACGGCGGCAGCCCGCUGAAGAACGGCUCGACGCGCCCGCGAGUGGUGCGCGACACGCCAACACGCCCCCGGGACACGCACUCCAGACUUUUUGGACAGGCCGCAAACAACCAGGUGUCGCCGAUGAUCACGGACACCAUCCGCAGCAAUAUACAGUUCGGCGACUCCGAGAUGAACGGUGGCAGUCCAUCUCACUCCCCGUCCAAGAUGAUGAACGGCAGCGCCACCUCCACGCCCAGCCGAGGUGAGAACGGGCCCGCGGAACACUCGUUGUACUCGCCACCGAAGAGGAAUCCGGUGACGGGUGAUGGAGUCCCACUACCGCCGCCGAGACGCCGUCACCCCGCCGCCAGCCUGCGAGAAGGCAACCCGAUCACCGGCGACGGCUACAAAUCGAUGAACGGCCAGAUUAACACUGUGACGUCAAUAAACGGCACCAGCAGCAUGAUCCAGCACAACCGCGUGCCGCCGGGCGGUUACUCCUCCGGACUAUGGUAGACUUCUACCCUCGAACCCACCACUACACUCGACUAGCCAGCGGCCGACGACCAGCCAUCACACUCGUCGCUACGCUCUAACACGGAUCGGACACUCUCAUACUUCUGCAUGACGCGCUCCACAUAUUUAUAUCGCUUCGGUAAUAAUGUACGGAUUUGAAUCGGAACGCGGCAUGCAGAAGUGCGCCAUUCUAGCGUGCUCCCAUCCAACGAUGCAUUUAUUUCACUUACCUGUUUCGUUCAACUUUGGCAUUGGCAAACUUUAGUAACGCAACGUGCACGUAAAAUUGCAACGUCCAUAAAAUCAAAUAGGGUAUAUGUUGUUAAUUAAAUCCUUAGCCUGUCCCAGUAACAAUUUCAUUCGAAUAAUUUAGAAUAGAUUUAUAGAUAUUUUUAUAAUAGUAAUUAUUCGAUAGUUGUUGUAAAGACGGUAGAUUGGCGAUCUUUGAAAUCAUAAGUGAACAAUAUUGGGCGUUACUAAGUCUACUUACUGUCUAUUUAUUCAAAUUAUGAUUUCAAAGUGUAACGCUGUGUAAUUGUAAGAACUUGAAAAAUUGUACUCUUUCACGUAUGUAUGUACGAUUAUGUUAACCCAAUGAUAUUGUGAAUUAGGAGUGAGGAAACGUAUCAGCAAUAUACCAAAACGAAUAGUGCCUUGAUCGGUGAUGUCUUGGAAUUCUGUAAGAAUCGGCGUGCGUCUGUAUAGGCGUUGAAGCACCUAUGGGCGUAGGAAAAAUUAUGAUUAUAUUAUCUAUAUUUCACAGUAUAGAAAUAGUAAUCAUGCGGCACUCGGGCUAAUUCAUACAAAUAAAUUAAAACUAAUUUUAAUAUUUCGACACUAUUUAAUUAAGAAACUUUAAUAUCGUUUGUUAAAUUUCAUUAUAUCAUAAUAUUUAAACAGAGGGUUUAUAGAAUGCAUUUAUUUUGUGUCUUUUAUACAAGUUUAUUUUUUUUUAGUUUAUUUCUAUUCAUUUAGUAAUAAAAUGUGAAGACAGAUUUGAAUUUUGGUUCAAUUAUCUGUUAACAGUAGAACGGAAUGCACUUUUUGAAGUAUAAUACGAGCAAGGUUGGGAAUCGGGGAAUUGUUUCUUUUGCUCGUAGGUACUAGCUAUAAUUUAAGAGAUAGCUUAAGAAUUUCACGAUUGCUUCGCAUUGCCAGUAUUAUACUUUCACAGGAGUGUAACCGCGAAUAGGUGGUGACGAUGUUUAGACUUAGCGUAGGCAUAUCAUCUUUGUAAAAACGUUUUAAUAUAUCUAACAUGGUAACGCAUAAUCUCUGGCCUAAGUGUAACAAUGUUAAUAGAUAAUAACCACUAUUUCAAAAUAAAGUUUUUUUUUUAUUAAUAUUA